Molecule: messenger RNA, 2441 nt
Organism: Trichobilharzia szidati
Lineage: Eukaryota; Metazoa; Platyhelminthes; Trematoda; Strigeidida; Schistosomatidae
Source: the annotation of a GenBank genome assembly
AUUCGUUCUCGGUAGGUGCUAUCGUGUGCGGCUCUGCUUAAAACUUCGACAAAAGUCAUGGGAUACGGGCGCACCAAAAGUCUACAAUACCGACAUCUGUAUAACAUUUGUUUGAAAUGGUCAGAUGCUGAGUUACUGGAGCUGCUUAAUGCUUUAGAAAGAGAUAUUUCGUUUUCUUCAUUUGAAUUGGGACAGCUUGUAGGAACCAAAACAUCAGUUGACGUAAGAAGUAUUAUUUUUCAAAUUUCAGCAAGCAUCAUUUUUUAACUUUAUGUUAUUUCUUAUAUUAUUAUCUCACUUUCUUUACAGAAUGAUUACUGUAUUGUGUCUUCUGGAAUCCAGUAUAAGCUCUAAUUUUGAGUAUUGUCAAUCAGUUGGCAAGAGAUUUUUAUCCUAUUUUCCAUGCUUUUUGAUACUCUUCUACGGUGCUUAUCUGAAAUGUGGGAUAAACACUCAUUUUAGUGAUUUUUAAGCCAAGUUGUUCAGCUGUACAUUCAUCAGUGUUGUAAGUAGCUGGUGAAACAUACGAAUAGUAUUCGGGGGAUUAUUCGUGUACUGUUAUGUGUGUGUGGAAGUAAUAGUAGGACGAAUCCAAAUUCAUUCUUAUCCUAGUUACAACAUUAGCUGUCAUCCCCAACCACGUGGUUCUCAUAUUUGUUGUUUUUAAUUCUGUGAUGUUUACGUUUAGAAAGGUUAAGAACAGAAAUUGCAUUUAUGAUUGUCAAAAGAAGUAUCGCCUGGAGUAUCUCUCCAUUCAUAUGAUGGAAAUAAUUCCAAUGAUAUUAAGUAUAUGUUGCAUAGAUUAUUUAGUCUUGACAUUUACUUUCUUUAUGAUUUUCGGUGACGGGCAAUGUCAGCUGAAAUACGACUAGGUGAGAAAAGAGUUAGUUGCGGUGAAACCAAAAUGUGCUAUCAGUCCAUGAAGUCUUUCUUGGUUCGAGUUACCUAGGCAGGUAUAGACUGCCUGGCUGGGGACCUUGGGAUAAUAAGUACCAAUGUCUGGAGACUAAUGGUGAUAUGGCUCAAAAUCAUUCUCAGUGUCACAUUCACUGUUUGUAAUCUCCCGUUUACAAUGAACUAUCAUGUCUUUCCAUUUUACUCUUGUUCCUCGCUUACAUUUCGCCCACUGUAGUUCGUUUGAUUUUCUUUUUUCUCCUCUACCAUUGUGUGAUACAUGGGGUAUGGUAACGUGGACUACUGCACUUCAUUGCAAAGUUUUGUGUUGAAACCCAGUCAGUCAAUUUUUUAUGGUUUUAGAUCAUCACACUUUUAAUGAUUUUUAGGUUGAUGAACUUGUGGAGGCUCUAAUGGAUGUAGAUGAAAGUGAGUUGGAAGGUCGAGACGUUGUAGUUCCUGAUCAAAAACCUGAAGAACCAAUGGAUAUAUUGUUACGGACUGCCAGAUACUGUACUACCGAACGAUAUAAUAGUUGUGCAGCACUGAGUGAGGUUUUACAAAAACUGUACAGACAGGAAGUAUCAGAUUACCGUGCAGUGCAUAAGAAAACUCCAAACCCCUCAUACGUACCUUAUGGACAAUUGUAUCGCUUCAUGAUGGCACUGGUAGCUGGACGACCUUUACCAAAUCUAUCUGAUUUGUCCUCUGCCGCCAUCCUGGACUUUCUAACUUGUUUGACCUCUAUUGCCAACAUAGCCUCCGACCUUGAUAAUGGAAAGGACACUUGUAAUUCUGCGACAGAUCCUGUUCGUACCCGAAUGAGGGUACAAGUUACAAAUGCUACAAACAUGGUUAAACAGAAAAUCGGUGUAUAUAUGGCCCUUGUUGGUGCUAUACAUGCCAGUUCAUUUCCUAGUAUACGCGAUGAAAUAACCCUUCAAAGAGAUUUUGGUACCCAUCCUCUUACUCCAUUACGUCUACUAUGUCAAGUGAAACAUCCUGACACGAUUUUAGGAUAUCCUCCAAUGGUGAAAUACUUGGUUGAUAAUUCCAUUAUGGAAAUUUGGAAAAUACCGCGGGUUCCAGACACAUAUUUCUUCGGUGAGACGACAUCCGAACCCGUGUCCAAUGAGAUGAUGGCUCCUUUUCAAACCAUCAUGAAUGAUUUUCGUUCGCUGUGCUCUAGUAGAUUACAACUUUCGAAGUUUUUUCGAACGUGGGCUACGUCCAAUGUAAAACGAGGACGUUUCUUCCCAGCAUUACCAUUGCCUUUGGGAGUUAUACCUCGUAAACGUUCAAGGGAAAGCUCUGUUGAGAGUGAUCAGGCAAAGAAGUGCUGUACUGGAAAUCCUUCAAUUACGACUAAGUCGGUAGCAGAAGAGUGCUACACAACAGAAGGGACUACAAGUGGUCAGCAAUCUACAGUUCCUGUUACUAAUAAAGAAAUGGAAGAUACCAAAAAUGUUACACUAACGAAAACAUUUAAUGCCUUUCUUAUACGUUUGUCCUAUGACUAUCUGUCAUAUCACCAGAGAUAUUUGUAA